AUGACAUCCGGAAAUAAGAUCGAUCGAGCAAUUUUAUUCUCGCAAUGCCAAUUUUUUAUUGAUUAUCGUUCAAGUCAAAAUGGAUGUGAUCGGUCUCUUCGUUUAGGAAAUGAGUUAGAAAAAAAAUAUGGUGCUAAUAUUGUCGAACAACCACACGCUUCUUCAACAACGCAUAUCAUUUUUAAAAAUGGAAAUUUAGAAACGAAAUUAUAUGCAAAUAAAAAUAAUAUACCAUUGGUUGAUCCAAUGUGGUUAGAACAUUGUAUUAAAAAAAGAAGACUAAUUAAAAUUGAUAAAUAUCAAGUUGUCAAUGAUGAAAAUCAACAACCAGCAGAAGAACUUCCAUUCGAUCAAUUGGUAAUAUCAAAUAAGGAUCUAAUUGUGCCAUCUACACCUAAAAACAAGGCAGAGCAACUUCAAGAUGUGAAUAUUGAUUCAGGAAAAAAACCUAAAAAAGUUCUUUAUACGCCAAUACGUGGACAAUUUGAUGAAGGAAAUCCUCAUGAAUAUUUUGAUCAUCAAAAUCGUGUGAUAACACUUGAAAAUUUAGGAAUCAAUUUACCCGAUAGUAAUCAUGUAUUAAUUCAUCGAUAUGGAUGUAGUGUUGCUCGUCGACAAGUUCAAGAAAAUCCUCGUACUCAAUUUGAAUCAAAAGAUAAACAAUUGACUCCUAUGAAACUAGAAAAUUUACCAACAACAUCGAGUAUUCCAUCUCAAUCUCAAUCAUCGCCUAUUAUUCAUUUUGCUAAUAAUAUUCGUCAAAUUUCUAAUGCUAAAAUGCCUAUCACUGUUUCUCUUUCAACAACAUUUGAUUUUGAUAGUCAACAACAAUAUGCUGCACUGGGCGAUCUUCCUCAAUCAACUCCUCUAUCGUCGCCGAUAUUACGUCCAGCAUUGCGAUUAAAUAAUCUUGAUAAUUAUGAAUCAAAUGAAAUUUUAAUUGAAAAAAAUCUUGAAAAUCCGAAAGAAAAACAAUUGAUUACACCACUAAAGACAAUUGAUUACACAUCAUUUACUAAAGUAACACCUUUAGAUGAAAUAAAUGAUAAAACAAAGUCAAGAAUUACGUUUGAACUAUGUCAUAAUGAGGAUGAUGAAAGAGAUUUUGUUUUACCAAAUGUAAAACAAAUCAUUGAUGAACUUGAGACAUCAACAAAUAAUGAUCAAAUUAUUCCACGGCCACCACCACUUCUUGCACUUUCACAAAAUAUCCGAGCUAAACAUCCAGAACAAUUAAUCAAUACGAAAUUAGAUAAUCAAUUACCAUCUAUUAAAGAUUUACCAAAUGCACCCGCUAAUUAUUCAUUUGUUUUUUAUGAAUUUUCAUCGCCACAAUUAGAAGAAGCCAAACGAUUAACUCGUCGUAUGGGUGAUUGUUUUUCAUUUGAAACGAUUGACAUGACAAUAACACAUAUUAUUUUACCUGACGAUAAUCCACAAAUGACAUUAACACUUAAUCUUCUUCUUGCACUGAUUUAUGGAUGUCGUUUAGUGACAUUUGAAUGGUUAAAAUCGUCAUCACGUAUUGGUGAAUGGUUAAAUGUUAAUAAAUUUGAGCCGAAACGUUUUUUUCAAUCAAAUCCAUCAUUAAAUAUUUAUCGUAAAUCUCGGCUACAACAAAAACCAAUUUGUUUAUUUAAUAAAUGUGGUCUUAUCUAUUUAACGUCAAUAGCAAAACAGCGAUCAUUAUUACUUAAAUUGAUCAGCUUAUUAGGUGGAAAUAUUACUGUUAAUCGUAAUCAAGCAAAAAUUGUUGUUGGAUAUUCAUCAAAACCACUUCAAGUAAUUAUUUAUCCACAAGUUAAUGAACAAUGGGUUAUUGAUUCAAUUAAAUCAGGAGAAUGUCUUUCAACAGACGAUUAUCUCAUCGAAAAUAAUAAUAAUAAGUGCUCAACAUGA
This is a messenger RNA of Rotaria socialis, 1899 nucleotides long. Lineage: Eukaryota; Metazoa; Rotifera; Eurotatoria; Philodinida; Philodinidae. The record is from the annotation of a GenBank genome assembly.